UCCCCCCUCUCGCUUUUUGACGCUUGGGUCUCCUCCCUUUCUACCACUAGGGUUUCAAACUCUCUCUCUCUCUCUCUCUCUCUCUAGAAUGGCGAUCAACUUGACGGAAGGGGUGAUAGCGAUGCUGUCGAGCGGGGACGCGGCGGCGGCGGACGUGAAGCCGGUGCUCCAGGUGGCGGACCUGAGGCUGGUCAACACCCAGAGCCAGAACAGCGAGAGGUACCGCGUCUUGCUCUCCGACGGGGUCCAUCUACAGCAGGGGAUGCUCGCCACUCAGAAGAACGAUCUCAUCCGUACUCACAGCCUCCAGAAAGGCUCUAUCGUUCAGUUGUCUCAGUUCAUCUGUAACGACAUCCAAGGCCGCACGAUUAUUAUCAUCAUUGACCUAAAUGUGAUAGUUGACAAGUGUGAUCCAAUCGGCGAACCAAGACAGUUUGUGCGACCUGGCACCAAUACUAGUUCUGCUCAGGUGGCAAGAUCCUCUGCACAGGUGCACUCUACUGGGGAUCAACCUGGGACAAUUACCAGUAAUGCACCAUCUUAUGUUGGUAGUUCAUUGGGUGUGGGUGGCUUAGAUUGUAAACCAAAUGUAAUUGGGGGAACUUUUCCAAACCAACCUAAUGUAGAGCGUGGCCCAGAUUCACAGUCCUAUGGUGGUUCCAUUGCCAGCAAUCCUGAGACGGGCCGAUACAAUGCAAAUGCGACAAGUGCCCAUCUUGUUGGUGGUGGGAUUUCCCGGUCCCCAUUGAGUAGUUAUGGACGCACUCCCCAGGCAGCAUAUCAACAGCCCCCUCCAAUGUACUCAAACAGAGGGCCUGUCGUUAAGAAUGAAGCUGCCCCCAGGAUUAUUCCAAUUGCAGCUCUGAAUCCAUAUCAGGGAAGGUGGACAAUUAAGGCCAGAGUGACUGCGAAAGGGGAACUUAGACACUAUAAUAAUGCUAGAGGAGAUGGUAAAGUAUUCUCUUUCGAUCUUCUGGAUUCUGAUGGAGGAGAAAUUCGAGUGACCUGCUUUAAUGCUGUCGCUGAUCAAUUCUACAACCAAAUUGAGGUUGGGAAGGUUUAUUUGGUUUCCAAAGGAAGCCUGAGACCGGCUCAGAAGGCUUACAAUCAUCUUCGUAAUGAUCAUGAGAUAAUGCUGGAAAGUACGUCAAUAGUCCAGCCUUGCCACGAGGACGAUACCUCAAUUCCGCAGCAGCAGUUUCAUUUCCGUCCUAUUAUGGAAAUUGAAAGCAUGGAGAACAACAGUAUUGUGGAUUUGAUUGGCAUGGUAGCUUAUAUCAGUCCGUCUAGUUCAAUAAUGAGAAAAAAUGGUACCGAAACUCAAAAGAGAACCCUCCAUUUGAAGGACAUGUCUGGACGAAGCGUUGAAUUAACUUUAUGGGGGAAUUUCUGCAAUGCAGAAGGAUUUGAGGUGCAAAAGAUGUGUGAUUCUGGUGCAUUUCCUAUUCUGGCGGUGAAAGCGGGUAGAGUAAGUGAAUUCAAUGGAAAGGCAGUGGGGACCAUAUCUACAAGCCAGUUGAUCAUAGAGCCAGAUUUUCCAGAGGCUCGCAGGCUAAGGGAAUGGUUUGAGAAGGAGGGAAGAAACACUCCAUCCAUCUCUAUAUCAAGGGAGACAUCUUUAGGAAGAACAGAUGUUCGAAAAACCAUAUCCCAGAUUAAAGAUGAGAGACUAGGGACUUCUGAGAAGCCGGAUUGGAUUACAGUUAACGCAACUAUCUCGUUCAUAAAAGUUGACAAUUUUUGCUAUACGGCGUGUCCCAUCAUGAUUGGAGAUAGACAAUGCAACAAAAAGGUUACGAACAAUGGGGAUGGGAAAUGGCGGUGCGAUAGGUGUGAUCAGUCUGUUGACGAGUGUGAUUACCGGUAUAUUCUCCAGUUUCAGAUACAGGACCACACUGGUUUAACCUGGGUAACUGCGUUUCAGGAAUCUGGCCUGGAGAUCUUGGGUUUAUCAGCGAAAGAAUUGUAUUUUAUGAAAUAUGAAGAGCAGGAAGAUGAGAGAUUCGGAGAAAUAUUGCGAAAAGUGCUGUUUAAUAAGUUUGUGUUCAAGUUGAAAAUUAAGGAGGAGAUGUUCAGCGAUGAGCAGCGAGUGAAGACUACUGUCGUCAAAGCAGAGAGAGUUAAUUUCUCCUCAGAAUCAAGAUUUCUACUGGAUUUGGUGAAUAAGCUUAGUAAAGGGGAGAUUGGAAGUUCCCUAGGACCAAAACUGGAAACCACCUAUCCAAACAGUGGAUUAAUUGGUACAAUAUCUGGAAGCUUUGAAGCAAGGAAACCUUUACCACCUGUGGUUAAUUAUGCCGGAAGUACUAUCAAUUCCGGAAAUGUUGCGCCAUCAGCAAAUCAAGCUAGUCAGCUUGGUAACCAACACAGUAAUUCUAGUGCACCGCCAGCAAAUCAAGCGAGUCAGUUUGGUAACCAAUACAGUAAUUCCAGGGUUACCACAAGUGAAUCUACUGGUUUGUACAUGAGCUGCAACAGCUGCGGUGGUACUGGGCAUAGCUCUGCAAACUGCCCAAGCGUCAUGACCGGUCAAUCAUAUGGAGGUGGCUAUGGUGCUAAUAGGGCGGCAGAUGGUGGUGGUGGAGGUGGUGCCUCCGAUAAGUGCUAUAACUGCCAACAAUUUGGGCACCGGGCCAGAGAUUGUCCUGGUUUGAGCAAUGUUCCUCCGGCCUAUGGAAGUGGCAAUGUUACGCCUGGACAAUAUGGGGGUGGGUCGAAGCAAAGGGUUGGCGGCUUUUGAGUUCAGUUUGAAUUAAUUUUGUAGAUCAGAAAUACGUACAAAUGUGUGUAUCUUUUGUGGAGGAGGUUUACGUGGUUUGGUUGUGCUGAGGGGAAACAUCUGUUUGGCAAUGUGUUUAGAUUUUUCCUCUUUCAGCAGCGAAUGUCGUGACUGUGUUUUGCUGUGUGGCUCGGUUUUAUGGACUUGCAUUUUCUGAGAGGGUUUUGGCCUUCCUCCUUGGUUACUGCUGUAAAUUAUCGUCAUGGUUUUUAUUGUAAGGUUUUGAGCAAAGUUCUGAGUGGUGAAUUUUGCUUCCAUUUUGUCGCA
Messenger RNA from Rhododendron vialii, 3046 nucleotides. Its product is annotated as replication protein A 70 kDa DNA-binding subunit A. Lineage: Eukaryota; Viridiplantae; Streptophyta; Magnoliopsida; Ericales; Ericaceae. Gene Ontology annotation, molecular function: zinc ion binding; damaged DNA binding; single-stranded telomeric DNA binding. Bases 89 to 2740 code for a protein of 883 amino acids. The transcript is spliced from 2 exons. Gene Ontology annotation, biological process: double-strand break repair via homologous recombination; DNA replication; meiotic cell cycle. Gene Ontology annotation, cellular component: nucleus; DNA replication factor A complex. The record is from RefSeq and is a predicted model, not a curated record.